Messenger RNA from Python bivittatus (Burmese python), 3188 nucleotides. It is a transcript of the gene ABCF1, whose product is annotated as ATP binding cassette subfamily F member 1. Lineage: Eukaryota; Metazoa; Chordata; Lepidosauria; Squamata; Pythonidae. Gene Ontology annotation, molecular function: ATP hydrolysis activity; ATP binding. The record is from RefSeq and is a predicted model, not a curated record.
AGUCUUUUUUUCCGGGCGUCGGAGGCGCAGGAGUUCGGCGGCGUCGGCGGGGCAAAACCGGAGUGCUGAGCCAUGCCCAGGGGAGGAAAGCAGCCCCAGCACCAGGAGGAAUGGAUCGGGGACGGGGAGGAGAAGCCUUGUCCCGGGCAAGGGGCUGGAGACAAAAUAGUCAAGAAGGGGAAGAAGGAUAAAAAGACCAAAAAAUCGUUCUUUGAGGAACUGGCUGUGGAGGAGAAACACUCCAGCGAGAAUCAGACAGCAGAGAAAGAAAAGAAGGAGCAGCAACAGCAACAGCAGCAGCAAAAGAAGAGGCGAGAUAAAAAGAAAGACCAGAAGAAAAAACUGGCAGCAGAAGAAGAUGAGGAGGAGAACCAGCUGAUUGAGAGAUUGAAGAAGCUGUCUGCCCAAGCCAGUGAUGAGGAAGAUGAAGUGCCCAUUGCUGUCACCAAAGCAGGCAAGAAAAAGAAAGAAGGAAAUGUGUUUGCUGCCUUGAACCAGGAGCAGAGUGAAGAGGAGGAGGAAGAAGAAACAUCAAAGCCCAUGAAACCUGACAAGAAUAAGAGCAACAAGGCAGCCUCUGAUGAUGAAGAAGGGAAGAGACCAGGGAAAAAAGGCUCCAAAACCACCCAGAAGGAAGAGGAAGAGGAUAAGGAAGACACAAAGCGGAAAAGCAGAAAGAAUGAGAAGAACAAAGGAAAACAACAGAGAGAAGGCUCAGCAUUUGCAAUCCUGGCUCGGAGUGAUGAGGAGGAAGCAGAAGAAGAAAUCAAGAAGCCCAAGGAAAAAUCUAAGGCUGGAGCCAAACAAGCUGCUCAGUCUGAAGAGGCUACAAAAAAAGCGAAAGGGAAGAACAAUCAGCCAGCCAAGAAUAUGUUUGCUGCUCUAGAGGCAGAGGAAACAGAUGAUGAAGAGGACGGGGAAGAGGAUAGUGGAGAGGAGGACUUCACUGAGGACAAAGAGAAAUCCAAACAGGGCAGCCAGCCGCCAUCGGAGGAGGAAGAAGAGAAGAAGGAAGAUGAUCCCUAUGCACAUCUUAGCAAGAAGGAGAAGAAGAAACUCAAGAAACAGCUGGAAUAUGAGCGGCAGGUGGCAACCUUGAAAGCAGCCAGCGCGGCGGAGAACGACUUCUCAGUAUCCCAGGCGGAAAUGACCUCAAGACAAGCCAUGUUGGAAAAUGCCUCAGACAUCAAGCUGGAGAAGUUUAGCAUCUCAGCUCAUGGAAAAGAAUUGUUUGUCAAUGCAGACUUAUAUAUUGUAGCUGGGCGCCGAUAUGGUCUGGUGGGCCCUAAUGGGAAGGGCAAAACCACUUUGCUGAAACAUAUCGCUAACCGGGCCUUGAGCAUCCCACCCAAUAUUGAUGUGCUGCUCUGUGAACAAGAGGUUGUUGCAGAUGAGACUCCAGCGGUGCAAGCUGUGCUUAAGGCAGACACCAAGCGGCUGAAGCUGUUGGAGGAAGAGAAGCAUCUGCAGACACAGCUGGAGAAAGGGGAUGACACCGCAGCAGAGCGCCUGGAAAAGAUCUAUGAGGAACUGCGGGCUACGGGAGCAGCAGCAGCAGAGGCCAAAGCACGGAGAAUCCUGGCUGGGUUGGGCUUCAACCCUGAGAUGCAGAAUAGACAAACCAGGAAAUUCUCAGGUGGCUGGCGCAUGAGGGUGUCCUUGGCCAGAGCCUUGUUCAUGGAGCCUACGUUGCUGAUGCUUGAUGAACCUACCAAUCACUUGGAUCUCAAUGCGGUCAUCUGGCUUAAUAACUAUCUCCAGACAUGGAAGAAAACCCUUCUCAUUGUUUCCCAUGACCAAGGAUUCUUGGAUGAUGUGUGCACAGAUAUCAUCCACCUGGACAUGCAGAAGCUUUUCUACUACCGAGGAAACUAUAUGACUUUCAAGAAGAUGUAUCAGCAGAAACAGAAGGAGCUGCUCAAACAGUAUGAGAAGCAAGAGAAGAAGCUCAAAGACCUGAAGGCUGGGGGAAAGUCGACAAAGCAGGCAGAAAAGCAGACCAAGGAGGCCCUGACGCGGAAGCAACAGAAAUGCCGCAAGAAGAACACGGACGAAGAGUCCAUCGAGGCCCCUGAGCUCCUGAAGCGGCCAAAGGAAUACACUGUGAAGUUCACCUUUCCAGACCCACCACCUCUUGCCCCACCCAUAUUGGGCCUCCACGGUGUGGACUUCAGUUAUGAAGGGCAGAAGCCCCUUUUCAAAAAUUUGGACUUUGGGAUUGACAUGGAAUCGCGAAUCUGUAUCGUGGGCCCCAAUGGGGUGGGGAAAAGUACACUGCUGUUGCUGUUAACUGGGAAGCUUACACCGACCAGAGGAGAAAUGAGGAAAAACCACAGGCUAAAAGUUGGCUUCUUCAACCAGCAGUACGCCGAUCAGUUGAAUAUGCAGGAAACGGCAACAGAAUAUCUCCAGCGCAAUUUCAACCUGCCCUAUCAAGAUGCCCGUAAAUGUCUGGGGCGGUUUGGCCUUGAGAGCCAUGCCCACACCAUCCAGAUUUGCAAGCUGUCUGGGGGACAAAAAGCUCGUGUAGUAUUUGCUGAACUGGCUUGUAGAGAGCCAGACGUCCUAAUUUUGGAUGAACCUACAAAUAACCUGGAUAUUGAAUCAAUUGAUGCCUUGGGCGAUGCCAUCAAUGACUAUAAAGGGGCUGUGAUCAUUGUCAGCCAUGAUGCUCGGCUUAUCACGGAGACCAACUGCCAUCUGUGGGUGGUGGAGGACCAGACAGUCAACCAGAUUGAUGGCGACUUUGAAGACUACAAACGUGAAGUGUUGGAAGCCUUGGGUGAAGUCCUUGUCAAUCGACCCAGAGAAUGAGGCUGAAAGAGGUGGAGUCUCCAGAACAUGCACAGCCUCUUUCCAUUUUUCUAGUGGAAGCUGCGCCCUCUCAAGAAGCAGGGCUUUAUUUAUGUGACAUGGAGGGACAGAUUUGAACAUGUGCAAGAAACUAAAAACUCUUGUUCUUUAACUCUUUUUCCCUUCCUCUCCCACCUGCAGGGAAGUGAACUUAUCAAAUGGUUAAUAAAGGGUGUGGUUGGGUGGGUGUCUCAUAAUGACUUCUUUUUCCCCAAGCAGACAUUUUGGAAGACCACUCUCAUUUUACAAAUCUCCUUUCUCCUCUCCUUCCGCUAUUUUUGGGAAUAGUUGGAACACAGACAUGUAAACUUAUUAAAUUAAAAUGUGACAGUCAC